Molecule: messenger RNA, 3969 nt
Organism: Strongylocentrotus purpuratus (purple sea urchin)
Lineage: Eukaryota; Metazoa; Echinodermata; Echinoidea; Camarodonta; Strongylocentrotidae
Product: probable Werner syndrome ATP-dependent helicase homolog 1
Exons: 6
Coding region: 490-1761 (423 amino acids)
Biological process (GO): double-strand break repair via homologous recombination
Cellular component (GO): cytoplasm; nucleus; chromosome
Molecular function (GO): 3'-5' DNA helicase activity; nucleic acid binding; ATP binding
Source: RefSeq, a predicted model, not a curated record
CCCUAAAUAUACACAUCCCCGAGCGAAGCUCGGGGAUGUACCCCGCUUGCUCCAAAAAGCCGCUGAGCCCCCUACACAUUUGCCGACGACACGAAUAUCUAUUCUAUCAUAACCUUUAUCACCUUGGGAGUGUGUUCUGGGUGUUCGGUAUUACAUGAGCUUCAUGCAGCUCUAUUUAUUUUUAAAUAAAAAUGUUAAAAACUCACCUAAUCCUGCCUUUUUAUCAGUAAAGUCCUUCACACAGCGAACAAAGUUGUGUGCAGUCCUAUGGGGCUCGAUCUCAUGUAAUCGCUGUAUAUGAACCGGAAGGUAAUCGCAACUCUGUGAAGGUCAAGUCACGUGACGAGAUCGCCCGAGUAGCACGCGCGGAAGCAACUGCUGUAGCAGACGACGCGACGUCUAUACUGUGUGCAAUGUAAAUUUAUAGCGUAAUCGCCCAGAUUCAUUCAUGAUUCAGGCAGAAAUUAUUCAGCGUACGUAGAAACUGCCAUGGAAACGAGAAUGCUCAAAGAAGUUGUGGAUGAUGUGCUCGGAAGUACUUUUGUACUGAAACAAAAACAGGAGUCCAUGCUCAUAAGCGCUGCCAAAGGAAAUCACACCAUGGGGAUCCUUCCCACUGGAUACGGAAAAAGUUUGAUUUAUGCCCUCCACGCACCACUUUUGAACAAACUGAAUCCACAGAAAACACACAUAACCCUCGUAGUAAGUCCGCUUAAAAGUCUAAUGCUGGACCAGGUGCGCAGAUGGAAGAAUCUUGGCAUCAGAACUGCGGCCAUUCUUGGCCAUUCAGGUCAUGACAUGGACAGGGAGACUGAAAACGACCUGAUGAAUGGAGGGACAGACCUCGUUUUUACUUCCCCGGAGGCCAUCCUGUCCCCUAAGUGGUGGCAAUGGGUGCGGAAGUUUCAAAACAGGAUUUCGUUGCUGGUGCUAGAUGAGGUUCACUGCUUUACAAAAUGGGGUCUUACAUUCAGGGAGGAGUACCUCCGGACCACAUCUUUGACAUCCAGGCUGGCAUGCCCUAUAAUGCUUCUUACAGCCACGGCAACAAACAGAAUGGUCACAGAAAUACUUCAAAACCUGAAUCUCCGCAGGGAAGAAGUAGAAAUAUUCGCCGCUAUUCCCAACAGACCAAACAUUCAUCUAUCAGUGGUUCCGGUGAAGGACAAGUUUGAAGCCAUUGGAUGGUACUUGGAUGAAUUAAAGGAGAAGGGUGUCGAUGCUGCAAAAACCAUCAUUUAUGCACGACAAAUCGACCACGUUGCUGAACUCUACACAUGGCUCAACGAAAGCCUCGCCGAGUCCGCCCAUGCUCCAGGACCAGGGCAGUCUUGCAGUGUGGAAAGUAGACUGAUCGAAAUGUACCACGCAUCAACGGACUCAAAGAGUCAGGAACGAAUAUGUCGUAACUUUUCCACCGAAGGUUCUAAGCUGCGCUGCGUUGUAGCAACAAUAGCAUUCGGUUUGGGUGUCGACAUCGCCGACAUUGAUCAGGUUAUCCACUGGGGAUGCCCUAGUGAUGUCCUCUGCUAUUGGCAAGAAACAGGCCGAUGCGCGAGGGAUGGAAGACCCGGAAAAGCCAUUAUGUAUCUGCCACCCUUUUCAGUCAACAAGAGAUGGGUUGAUGAAGACAUGAGGGACCUUGUCCAAUCAUCCCGCUGCAUCCGGAAAUCGGUGUUGAACACGCUCUUCGUGCAUGGCAUGGAAAAGGACAAUGUACAGGUGAUGUCAUGCUGCUCAGUUUGCGACAGUGCUAAGUAAUACGGGACCCAUAGCAUGUAUCCAUUUCUAUGAGUCAGUGCACAAUUUAACACUGCGACGCUGUGCAUCCAUUCUCGUAGAAAGUGCUUUCAGCUUUUUACCAAGGUUCUUUGGAUUUCGCAACACCUCUUUAUGGUCGAACCCUUCAAAGCCUUUGUGUUGUCUGAAGGGCAAGUAUUCAAACAGUCCAAAUCCAUCGUUCUCAUCCACAAACAAUGCAACAUCUUGUUUGUAUACAUCCUCUGCUUUCUUCCUAGUUGGCGUCUUCAUGGAGACGAUCCCGGCAUCACUGAACAUGAUAUCCAGGUACCUACCAAAUGGUCCUGACAUCUUGGCACAUCUCUGCGCGUGUUUCUCAGUCACAUUUCCAUGAGCGAAGUCGAUCAUACCUGCAAAAAUUGAUACAGAAAAAAAAACAGUUAAAAUAUAAUUGUUGAGAAGAUCAAAUCAACCUUGAUUUAUAAUUGCAUAUCACGUCACCUACGCACAACGCAAAAUGCGUCAAACAUUGCAACUGACAUACCCUUGUAGUCCAUGUUAAUGUGCUCAGUACCAAGGUCCAUCCCUAUGUUUCCUCCGGGCUUGCCAGUGACAUUGAUGACUCUGUUCCAGAUCAAAUUGUUCCUGAUGUCAGAAGGAGCAAAUCCACCGAUACCUGAUGCCAUGAAAAAACAAUUUGCGAAAUCUAAAACCAACAUUUCACCAACAUGACCAAGGAAAUACUUUCUACUUUUCAAACCCCUCGUUCGAGGAUCAUUUCAUGAUGUUCAAAGGAUCGCAUGGGCACCAUCCCUUUAACGUUAACUAGCUAGGUCACUAUUAGUUUGAAUGCACAUGCCAUCAUUAUGACCGUUCAUCAGUAUACACUUUAUUAAUUGUGUGUUUGCCAGCGUCCUUCUUUCGGCAAAUGGCACAAAUCUCCUAUCUCUUAAACAAUGCUUAAUCUGUUUAUCCCCAAACUCACAAUAUGCACAUCCUGGAGGAUUCGUUGUCUAGUACACCUAAUCACAAAUGAAACGGACGUAUUCUAUGUGCAUUUCAAGUGGAAGUGGGUCUAAAAGAUGAUGUGAUGAUGUGGCACACAGAAUAUAUUUUUGGCACAUAAUAAUAAGUUUAUCGUGAGUGUCAUGAAGUCUUGUCCUGUCAGUUAUUCUCGCAUCGAGUCAAAUGAAUAUCUUAUCAAUGUAAAAUCUUAUAAGUCUUCAAAUUCCAGACUCACAUGCUAAAAAGUAGUGGGCAUUGAUGAGGUACUUUGGGUGUCUCUUUGACCAGAAAGUUAUGAGAUCGAUUUUCCAGUCUUCAACCAUGACUGGUCCAUUUCCAGCCCGAACUGCUGCUCUCCUGGCUAGAUGUCGCAAUCCUUCCAGAACGAGAGCUCUACUGUGGUUCAGCACAUGGUCGUCGUUUUGAGAAUCAAGGGCGCAUUCUUCACUGCAAUACCACUUCUCUGCGAAGAUAUAUAUAUGGAAUGCAUUGGAACUAAUGGAUUUGUGAAAAUUUGUUCCCUCUUCUUAUUCUAAGGUACGGUUAGGGCUAAUAAGAUGCUUGUAUAAUUUAUGAUCGAACCUCAUCAACUAGACUUUUGACAUCCAUGGAAAAAAUGGGAAUAUGGAAUAUAUAGUCCACGAAUAGAGUUUUGGCUUGCAUAUCGCAGAUUCUGGUAGAGUUUUAUCCAGAUAGGGACACCAAACGUUGCAGGAUUAGUUCUAUUUAGUGGGUUAUCCAAACUUGCUAAAAUGUUAAUAUUUGAAAUUGUGUAUUUAUAAUAUUCCUGAAACCUUGUAACUAUGAACAAUUACAAUAUUCUUACCGGGUAAGAGAUCAGUCAACUGAAGACCAAUGCAUCUGUGGUGAUACCAUUCAUGACCCCUGCAGUUUCCUUUCAAUGCGCACUGCGCCAUGUUUGUGUUGCCCUCUGGAUCGACUUUCCGCUGGCACACACAGUAGAUGUAACUCGGACCACUCUCACAGUCGGCGCUGCAAUACCAGUCUUUCUCUUUGUCUGGAGCAGCUGUCAACCCAACACAACUAAGGUGAAACCAAGCCUUGUGACAUGUUGAACUGCAACACAGCACCAUGUCGUCAUUCUUUUCUGUAUUAAUUAUUUUAAAAGGUUGGAAAAACAUGUAUCAGUCUUGUCGAAUACAACUCAAUUUUCUUUCAACAGAAGUUAGAGAAAACAUUAUUAAAUUCAUCCCCUAACUGAUA